Alligator mississippiensis (American alligator) is the source of this 3636-nucleotide messenger RNA. RefSeq names its product growth arrest specific 1 (gene GAS1). The record is from RefSeq and is a predicted model, not a curated record. Lineage: Eukaryota; Metazoa; Chordata; Crocodylia; Alligatoridae. The transcript has a single exon. The coding region runs from base 572 to 1483 and encodes 303 amino acids. Gene Ontology annotation, biological process: negative regulation of mitotic cell cycle.
CUAAUUUUGGGGGGGGGGGGGGGGUGUUUGCUUGACCAUGCAUGCGGAAUGAGGCCGCGCCGCAGCACGCCGCGCCGGCGAGGGGGCCACUUUUGUAUUUAAAGCCACGCCGGCGAGGGGGGCCGAGAGCUUGUGGACCACGGAGAGCAGCCGCCGGCGCAGAGGAGGAAGAGGAGAGCCCCAAAGCCUGAUUCUCCCCCCCCCCCCGCUUCUUCCUUUUCUCUCCCCAACUCCUCCCCGCCGGGCCAGAGAGGCCAAGCGCGGGCGGGGGGAGCUGCUCCCGGCCGAGGAGAGCGCGCCCGGCGCCGGCAUGUGCGAGGAUGCUGCGGAGCCGCGGCUGAAGGCGGCCGGACGGUGACUCGCCGUGGGAAGCAGCAGCAGCAGCCGCCGCGAGGAGGAGGAGGAUGCGCCGCAGGGGCGCGAGCUGCCGCCGGAGCCGCUGAUUCCCGGCGCUCGGGGUCCCCGGCGGGGGCCGCGAUGCCUCGAUGAGCGCCGCGCCGCCCAUGCCCACGGGCUCCCCGGGCCGCCGCCGCGCCUCUGCCGUCCUCUGCCGCUGCCGCUCCCGCCCGCCAUGGGCGCAGCUCUGCUGGGGCUGGCGGUGCUGCUGGGCGCCGCCGCGCCGCCGCCGCUGCAAGGCCGGCGGCUGAUCUGCUGGCAGGCCGUGCUGCAGUGCCAGGCCGAGCCCGACUGCAGCUACGCCUACAGCCAGUACGCCGAGGCGUGCGCCUCUGUGCUCCUGCCGCCGCCGGGCCCCGCGGCCGCUGCAGCCGCGGCCGCCUCCUCCAGGCGGCGGUGCCCGAGCCACUGCAUCUCGGCGCUCAUCCAGCUCAACCACACCAGGCGGGGCCCGGCGCUGGAGGACUGCGACUGCGCGCAGGACGAGACCUGCCGGGCCACCAAGCGGGCCAUCGAGCCCUGCCUGCCGCGCACGGGCGGCCCCGGCGGGCCGGCAGCGGGCGGCGGCGGCGGCGUGAUGGGCUGCACCGAGGCGCGGCGGCGCUGCGACUGGGACAGCCGCUGCAGCCUGGCGCUCAGCCGCUACAUGGCCUACUGCGGCAAGCUCUUCAACGGGCUGCGCUGCACGGCCGAGUGCCGCGCCGUCAUCGAGGACAUGCUGGCCGUGCCCAAGGCCGUGCUGCUCAACGACUGCGUGUGCGACGGGCUGGAGCGGCCCAUCUGCGAGUCGGUCAAGGAGAACAUGGCCCGCCUCUGCUUCGGCGCCGACCUGGGCGGCCCCGGCCACGGCCCCGGCGGCGCGGGCAGCAGCGGCGGCUCGGACGGCGCCGCCGACGACUACUACGACGAGGAGUACGAGGACGAGCCCGGCCCGCGCGGCAAGGACGAGCCCGACGAGCCCGGCCCCGACUUCGGCUUCCCGCACUCCACCGACUGCGCCGCCCGCCCCGCGCUUGCCCGCCUCCCCCCCCUCCUCCUCCUUGUCCUGCUGCGGCUGCUGCUGCCUCUGCCCGGGAGGCUGCUCUAGCGGGGAUGGGCUGGGGCAUUUGUGCCUGGACCUUCCUCUCGUCCCCCGGGGCCCCUCCUGGCUCCCGGCUUCUCCCCUCUCUCCUAAGGCUUCUUCCCUCCCUCGCCCCCAGAGAUCCCCUCCACCCCACACUCCUGCGGGCUCUCUUCCUCCCCCCCCAGUCUCUCUUCCUCUCUCUCCUGAUCCCUUCCACCUAACCCCCCUGCUGGCUCUUGCCUCAGCCUCAAACACACACUAACAGCGGCCCCCUCGACCCCAGCCUUGGUGCAGGCUCUUCCCUCAGCCUUGCGCCCACACCCAGCCCCCCUGCCCCAACACUGGUGCUAUCUCUUCUCUCAGACACGCGCACAGUCCCUCCAUCACCCCAACACAUGCUGUCCCAUCUCUCAGACACACACACACAGUCCCCCUCGCCCCACCCCAACACGGGUGUUGUCUUUUCUCUGACACACACAUACUCCAGUCCCCCUCCACCCCAACACUGGUGCUGUCCUUUCUCUCAGUCUUACACAUACACAGCGGCCCCCUAUCACCCCAACACUGGUGCUUUCCUUUCUCUCAGACAUGCAUGCACACCCUCCACCCCAGCACAGGCAGGGGCUCUUCUUUCAGCCUCAAACACACGCGUACACAACACACAUACCCAGAUCUUCCCAACCCCAACACAGGUGCAGGCUCUUCUCCCAGCCUCUCGCACAUAAACACACAUGCACACACAUGUACUUCUUCCAGCCUCAUGCACACAUACACACACAUCCCCUCCACCCCCAUACCAGUGGGGACUGUUGUCUGGGCCUCACACACAUACAAACACUGCCCCACCCCAGCUCCCGUGCAGGCUUCUCUCUCAGCCUCCCCAAACACCCCCUUUCAAAUCCCAUUGUGAUGCUGAUGACCCCCAGUUCAUAGGCCUGGUGAACCAGCCUCUGUGUCUUGUGUUUUGUUUUGGGUUUUUUUGCCUGGGAGUGAAAAAAAAAAAAAAAAAAAGGAAGGAGGGAAGUGUCCAGGACUGUGGAUUCUCGUUAUUGUUAUUGUUAUGGUUUGGGUUUGUUCUUAAGAGUGUGCACUAUGCAAUUUGCUCCCCUCCCUACCCACCAUCUUGUGGCAAGCAGCAGGCAAAUGAAUUUAAAAGAGGAACUAUUAGCAAAGCUACUGUAGGUUCAUUAGCAUCCCACCAAAAACAAGCAGCAAGAGCAACAUGCUGAGAGUUGCUUUGGAGCAUUUUGACACGUAGGUGAGAAAGAGGCGGUGGACUGCCAAAACUACUGCCUUUAACUGCUCCGGAGUAGUCGACAACUUGAUCUCAAGUACCAUUCUCUGCAUCGCCAUUCAUAAAAGUCACAAUGAUGCCUGAAAGAGGAUUACAUUUCUAUUGUCUUUAAUUAGCUGGAAAAAAAGUUCUGAAUGAAUUUGGUGGCUUCUCCCUUCCCCCCCCCCCCCCCCCCCCCCCCCCCCGCCUCACAUGCAUCUUCCUCCAUAACAAAAGCUUGCCAACAAACAUCUCUUCCUUCUCAGCUAAGGACAGAAAAAUGCUGAUUUCUUUCCAGAGUUGUUGGCUAUACUGAACAAUGCAAGUUUUGUUUUAAAAGAGCUCUGCACUGCCAUCUUUGAAAGACACUUUUUAAACUCAAGAACUUGUAUGUACAAAUAUCCUGAGAAGUUAUAUUGCCUCUAGUCAUAUCAGGGUGCUGACCUCUGGUAAAUCUUAUAUAAAAUGUAUUUAAAACUGGGAUUUGUUACCAGUUGCUCUACUUUGUACAUAGAAUUUUAUAAAUUGUAUGCUUCGGGAAUAAUUUAUUUAAAAAAAAAAAAAGAAAAUUAAAAUUUUUAAAUCUAUGUCCUAUUUGCCAGAUAAUUGCAUUUACCCUUCUUUUCUGGAAAGGUACAAAUUUCAUGUGUCCAAAGGGACACGCACCAAUGUUUCAGUGAAGGAUUCACUAGAACAUCAGAUGUACAGUGUAUUUUAUAGAUUCGAAGUGAACUUUCUUAUUUGGAGAGAGACUCUAUGAACAUUGUAGAAUUGUAUAAAUGCAUUUCCGAGCUGCCUUAAACAUUGUAUUUUUAUAGAAGGCAUAAAAAAGGUCCUAUGUUUUAAAUAUCUCCGGCUUUGUGUAUUUUUAAAUGUGUAAAUUAGUAAAGAAAGUUUUAAACAA